AUGAAUGGACUCAUACUACUUAAUGGUAGAACCCCCAGCGACUCUCCUGCCCAACAUACCUUCUGUUCCUCGGCAGGCAAAUCAGUAAUCGACCUGGUAUGGGCCAAUCUCACUGGCAUCCAUCUCAUUAACGACUUGCAGAUCCUUCCCGAAGGCACCCUGUCAGAUCAUUUCGCUGUAGAAGUUACUCUCAACAUAUCCCUCGCUUCUCCUCCUGUUUCCCACUCCACCAUCUCUUCCCUCUCCCCCCCAAAGCUGAGAUGGAACCCCCAGGCUCAAGAAGCUUAUACAUCCAACAUGUUAAUGUCACAAAACCUAAAAACCACCUAUGAAACAGCUACGACUGAUUUCCUACACACUAACCUCGUCACAGCAAUUACAGCUGCCGCCAAAGAGCUUGAAAUGAUAACAAAGAAUAAACAAAACAUUUUACAAGCUAAUUCUAACAAGCCUUGGUUCGACAAAGAUUGCCGGGACGCUAAGAAAAAACUAAACCGAGCCCUGAAAACAGCCAAAGCUGCUAAUUUUAAUUUACCUGAAACCAAUGAAUAUUUGAAAGACAAAAAAACUUACAAGGAACUGAUUUCCGCCAAACUGAAGUCCUACAAGCUCACAGUCGUCCAGAGAUUUUCCGACAUCAGUAAUACCACACAAUUUUGGCGUACAUAUAAUAGUUUUAAAAUACGCACCCACUCGCCUUCUCUACCUCUUGACACCUGGAUUGAGUUUUAUAAAAAUGUUUAUCCACCAAGAAUAACCGACAACAGCUCCUUUUUUGGAGUCACGAAUCCCAUACUUGACACAUCAAUCACUUACGACGAAAUUUACAACUCUAUUUCUGCUCUGAAAAGCGGUAAGGCACCCGGGCCAGACACGAUCACAGGAGAAUUUCUAAAAAAUCUUCCAGCCAACUGGCUCCUCUAUAUUCAAUCGUGGUUCAAUAAAAUUCUUGACACUGAACACGUCCCAAGUAAUUGGGCUCGAGUUGCUAUGUUCAUGUUAUUUAAAAAAGGAGACCAGUCCGAUCCCAGUAAUUAUCGCGGUUUAGCAAUGAUAAAUGUUUUAACUAAAGUAUUCACUACAAUUUUAAAAAAUAGACUGAUAAACUGGAUCGACCUGACUGGUGCCUUGCCCGAGGAGCAGGCGGGUUUUACAACAAAAAAGAGUUGCACUGACAAUAUUUUCUCGCUUUUAUCCGCCCUUCAAAUAGGGCUAAGAAACAAAAAGUGUCGUCUAUAUGGUCUCUUCGUGGAUUUCAGGAGAACCUUCGACUCCGUGCCUCACAGCGCCCUCUGGAGGAAGCUAUUCUUCCUCGGUGUUAGUUAG
Cotesia glomerata is the source of this 1326-nucleotide messenger RNA. RefSeq lists its product as uncharacterized. The transcript has a single exon. The record is from RefSeq and is a predicted model, not a curated record. Lineage: Eukaryota; Metazoa; Arthropoda; Insecta; Hymenoptera; Braconidae. The coding region runs from base 1 to 1326 and encodes 441 amino acids.